Rotaria sp. Silwood2 is the source of this 903-nucleotide messenger RNA. NCBI's taxonomy places the organism in Eukaryota, Metazoa, Rotifera, Eurotatoria, Philodinida, Philodinidae. The record is from the annotation of a GenBank genome assembly.
AUGCAUUCUAUUACUACCAUUGGUUUGAUUAUCUUUGUAUAUUUUCUGGGAAUAACUUAUAGCAUUGAUUUUCAAUCUAAUCGACAACUUGGAUCUAUGAUAUUCUUUUUUUCCGGUCAAAAUCCAUAUGAUUUUAACAAUUACGGUUGCUGUAACAAAGAUAAACCAAUUCAUACUCCCUUAGACGAAAUCGAUCAGUGUUGUCAAACAUAUGAAACAUGCAAAAUUGUUGAGAAAUCUGAUACUAUUCCAUAUCCAUAUAAAGCUUCAUUUGAAGAUGGAACAAUCGAGUGUUUAAAUAAUAAAAAUACGAAAGCUCAUCAUCAAUGUCAAUGUGAUCUUGAGCUUGCUCAAUGUCUCCAUAAACGUCAAAGCGAAUAUACAACUAAUUUAUUAUAUAUAUCGGACAAUAAGUGUAAUCCAGGCGUUGUACUCAAUUUUGAUGAUUUAUUGACAAAUAUUACUUCGAAAAAUAUUCCAGAAGUUUAUCAUAAUUUCACAUUUACUGGUGGACAUUAUACAGUUGGUAAAGAUUUGACUAAUCCAACACGUCCCAGUGGUUAUGCUACAGCUAUGGUUAGUUCACCGAAUGUAUUAUAUAGUCAAAAUCAAAUGACAAUUAAACGUACUGAUGGACAACCAUUUUCUGUUGUUUCAUUUUCUGCAGCAGCUGCUUUCGUUCCAAAUUUGAAAUUAACUGUGAUCGGUACUCGACAAUACUCACCAAUAGUUUUCAAUGAGACUGUUUUUCUUCAAAUUACUACUCGUCAAAACAUUGAACUUAACUGGUCAGGUAUCGAUAUGUUAACAUUUACUGGUACAGGUGGCAAAAACUAUCCAGCUUAUUCAGAAAAAUGUGGUGAUUGUCAUUUUGCUAUUGAUGAUCUUCGAUUUCGUUUAUAG